AUGGAGGCAAUGGAUGGAAAUGUUACAGAAUGUGAAAUAGAUAAUAUGUUUCUUGUUGCUGAUAAAAAUAAAGAUGGAAAAAUUGAUUUUGAGGAGUUCAAAGAAUUAAUUUGGGCAAAUAAUGAUGUUUUAAGUAUUCAAACUACCUUUAGAACAUUAGAUUCUAAUUGUGAUGGCUUUAUAACUAAGGAUGAUCUUAUUAUAGCUUUGAAAAAUGGAAUAAUUACUAAUGAAGUGUAUAAUUCUGUGACAAAAUAUUUAGAAAAUGAUAAUAAAAUUUCGUUAGGAUUUUCUGAAUUUUAUAGCUUAAUGCCUAAAGAACACAGAUAUUUGUUAUGA
Strongyloides ratti is the source of this 339-nucleotide messenger RNA. Its product is annotated as Calmodulin-like protein 3. Gene Ontology annotation, molecular function: calcium ion binding. The transcript has a single exon. The record is from RefSeq and is a predicted model, not a curated record. NCBI's taxonomy places the organism in Eukaryota, Metazoa, Nematoda, Chromadorea, Rhabditida, Strongyloididae. Bases 1 to 339 code for a protein of 112 amino acids.